GCCAACCCGCCUCUGGCCAGGCGCACCCUGGGGCUGAAGCACCGGCCAAGCAUUCGCCGCUGCGGGCGCGCCGGUGCGGAUCCCCGCGUCCCCUCCGCGCAGCGCAGGGAGGCCCCGCCCGCCGCCGCCGCCGCCGCCUCCGCCUCCCCGGUGCAGCAGGGCCGCCUGCGCCUGGCCCCCGGCGCCCGGCCCCUCCGCCCGGCUCUGGGCAGCGGCGGCCGCAGCGGCAGCAGGAGCAGCGGCGGGGGCAGCGCGAGGGGCGCGGGGCCGGCAGGAGGGAGCCAUGGCCGAUACGGGCGAGGGCGAGGACGAGAUCCAGUUCCUGCGGACCGACGACGAGGUGGUGCUGCAGUGCACGGCGGCCGCCCACAAGGAGCAGCAGAAACUGUGCCUGGCGGCGGAAGGAUUUGGCAACAGGCUCUGUUUCCUGGAGUCCACCUCCAAUUCCAAGAAUGUCCCCCCAGACCUCUCUAUCUGCACCUUUGUGCUGGAGCAGUCCCUCUCUGUCCGGGCCCUACAGGAGAUGCUGGCGAACACGAUGGAGAAGUCAGAAGGGAAAUUCAUGAUGAAGACUGCUCAAGGGGGUGGUCACCGGACACUCCUCUACGGACACGCCAUCCUGCUGCGCCACUCCAACAGCGGCAUGUACCUGUGCUGCCUGUCCACCUCCCGGUCUUCAACGGACAAGCUGGCCUUUGAUGUUGGCUUGCAAGAGGACACAACAGGCGAGGCAUGCUGGUGGACCAUACACCCCGCCUCCAAGCAGCGGUCCGAGGGAGAGAAGGUGCGCGUUGGCGAUGACCUCAUCUUAGUGAGUGUGUCCUCCGAAAGGUACCUGCACCUGUCCUAUGGCAGCGGCAGCGGCAGCCUGCACGUGGACGCCGCUUUCCAGCUGACGCUCUGGAGCGUGGCCCCCAUCAGCUCAGGAAGUGAGGCGGCCCAAGGGUACCUGAUUGGCGGCGACGUCCUGAGGUUGCUGCACGGACACAUGGACGAGUGCCUCACCGUCCCCUCCGGGGAGCAUGGGGAGGAGCAGCGGAGAACUGUUCAUUAUGAAGGUGGUGCCGUGUCUGUCCACGCCCGGUCCCUGUGGAGACUGGAGACGCUGAGAGUUGCGUGGAGUGGGAGCCACAUACGGUGGGGCCAGCCUUUCCGACUGCGGCACGUCACAACGGGAAAGUACCUGAGUCUCAUGGAAGACAAGAACCUUCUCCUCAUGGACAAAGAGAAAGCCGAUGUGAAGUCUACGGCCUUCACCUUCCGCUCCUCCAAGGAAAAAUUGGAUGCAGGGGUGAGAAAAGAAGUCGAUGGCAUGGGAACCUCUGAGAUCAAGUAUGGAGACUCGGUCUGCUACAUACAGCACGUGAACACAGGCCUGUGGCUGACUUACCAGGCUGUGGACGUGAAGUCUGUGAGGAUGGGAGCCAUACAGCGCAAGGCCAUCAUGCAUCACGAAGGCCACAUGGACGACGGCAUAAACUUGUCCAGGUCGCAGCACGAAGAGUCGCGGACAGCGCGGGUCAUCCGGAGCACCGUCUUCCUUUUCAACAGGUUUAUAAGGGGCCUGGAUGCUCUGGGCAGGAAGGCGAAGGUGCCCCCAGUGGACUUGCCCAUCGAGUCGGUCAGCCUGAGCCUGCGGGACCUGAUCAGCUACCUGCACCCGCCGGCCGAGCACCUGGAGCACGAGGACAGGCAGAACCGGCUGCGGGCCCUGAAGAACCGGCAGAACCUCUUCCAGGAGGAGGGGAUGAUCAGCCUCGUGCUCCAGUGCGUGGACCGGCUGCACGUCUACAGCAGCGCCGCCCACUUUGCCGAGGUCGCUGGCAGAGAGGCGGGGGAGUCCUGGAAGUCCAUUCUGAAUUCCCUGUAUGAGUUGCUGGCGGCUCUAAUUAGAGGAAAUCGUAAAAACUGUGCCCAGUUUUCUGGCUCCCUCGACUGGCUGGUCAGCCGACUGGAAAGACUGGAAGCUUCUUCUGGUAUUCUUGAAGUUUUGCACUGUGUGUUAGUAGAAAGUCCAGAAGCUCUAAAUAUUAUCAAAGAAGGGCAUAUUAAAUCCAUUAUUUCACUUUUAGACAAGCAUGGAAGAAAUCACAAGGUUCUGGACGUCUUGUGCUCUCUCUGCGUUUGCCACGGGGUGGCAGUCCGUUCCAACCAGCAUCUCAUCUGUGACAAUCUCCUGCCAGGAAGGGACCUGUUACUGCAGACACGCCUGGUGAACCACGUCAGCAGCAUGAGGCCCAACAUUUUCCUGGGCGUCAGCGAAGGCUCUGCGCAGUAUAAGAAGUGGUACUAUGAACUGAUGGUGGACCACACAGAGCCCUUCGUGACGGCCGAAGCCACCCACCUGCGCGUGGGCUGGGCGUCCACGGAAGGGUACUCUCCCUACCCCGGAGGGGGCGAGGAGUGGGGCGGGAACGGCGUUGGAGACGACCUCUUUUCCUAUGGAUUUGAUGGCCUGCACCUCUGGGCAGGCUGUAUCGCCAGCACCGUGAGCUCGCCAAACCAGCACCUGCUGAGGACCGAUGACGUCAUCAGCUGCUGUUUAGAUCUGAGUGCCCCAAGCAUCUCAUUCCGAAUUAACGGACAGCCUGUUCAGGGGAUGUUUGAGAACUUCAACAUCGAUGGCCUCUUCUUUCCUGUUGUUAGUUUCUCUGCAGGAAUCAAGGUACGCUUUCUGCUUGGAGGAAGACACGGAGAAUUUAAAUUCCUUCCCCCACCGGGCUAUGCUCCUUGUUACGAAGCUGUGCUGCCAAAAGAAAAGCUGAAAGUGGAACACAGCCGCGAGUACAAGCAAGAGAGAACUUACACCCGGGACCUGCUGGGCCCCACAGUUGCCCUGACCCAAGCUGCCUUCACGCCGGUCCCCGUGGACACCAGCCAGAUCGUGUUGCCCCCCCACCUGGAGAGGAUAAGAGAAAAGCUGGCAGAAAACAUCCAUGAGCUCUGGGUUAUGAAUAAAAUUGAACUUGGCUGGCAGUAUGGCCCGGUCAGAGAUGACAACAAGAGGCAGCACCCGUGUCUGGUGGAGUUCUCCAAGCUGCCGGAGCAGGAGCGCAACUACAACCUGCAGAUGUCGCUUGAGACCCUGAAGACCUUGUUGGCAUUAGGAUGCCACGUGGGAAUAUCAGAUGAACAUGCUGAGGAAAAGGUGAAAAAGAUGAAGCUCCCCAAGAAUUACCAGCUGACAAGUGGCUACAAGCCGGCACCGAUGGACCUGAGCUUUAUCAAACUCACCCCGUCUCAGGAAGCAAUGGUGGACAGACUGGCAGAAAAUGCUCACAACGUGUGGGCCCGGGACCGGAUCCGGCAGGGCUGGACCUACGGCAUCCAGCAGGACGUCAAGAACAGAAGAAACCCACGCCUUGUGCCCUACACCCUUCUCGAUGACAGAACCAAGAAGUCCAACAAGGACAGCCUCCGGGAGGCGGUGCGCACGCUGCUGGGGUACGGGUACAGCCUGGAGGCGCCCGACCAAGACCACGCUGCCCGAGCAGAAGUGUGCAGCAGCCCCGGGGAACGGUUCCGGAUCUUCCGGGCUGAGAAAACCUACGCUGUGAAGGCGGGAAGGUGGUACUUCGAGUUCGAGGCUGUCACUGCUGGGGACAUGCGCGUUGGCUGGAGCAGGCCAGGCUGCCAGCCUGAUCAGGAGCUGGGCUGCGACGAACACGCCUUCGCCUUUGACGGCUUCAAGGCCCAGCGGUGGCACCAGGGCAAUGAGCACUACGGGCGUUCCUGGCAAGCAGGCGAUGUCAUGGGGUGCAUGGUGGACAUGACGGAGCGCACCAUGAUGUUCACACUGAACGGCGAAAUCCUUCUUGAUGACUCAGGGUCAGAACUGGCUUUUAAGGACUUUGAUGUUGGUGACGGAUUCAUACCUGUGUGCAGCCUUGGGGUGGCUCAGGUGGGAAGGAUGAACUUUGGAAAGGACGUGAGCACCUUGAAGUAUUUCACCAUUUGUGGCUUACAGGAGGGCUAUGAGCCAUUCGCCGUUAAUACAAACAGGGACAUUACCAUGUGGCUAAGCAAGCGACUUCCUCAGUUUCUCCAGGUUCCAUCAAACCAUGAACAUAUUGAGGUGACCAGGAUAGACGGCACCGCGGACAGCUCUCCGUGUUUAAAGGUCACUCAGAAGUCCUUCAGUUCCCAGAACAGCAGCACGGACAUCAUGUUCUACCGGCUGAGCAUGCCCAUCGAGUGCGCAGAGGUCUUCUCCAGGACGGUGGCUGGGGGGCUCCCGGGUGCCGGCCUCUUCGGGCCCAAGAGUGAUCUGGAGGAUUACGACGUGGAUUCUGAUUUUGAGGUUCUGAUGAAGACAGCUCAUGGCCAUCUGGUGCCCGAUCGAGUGGACAAAGACAAAGAAGCUACAAAACCAGAGUUUAAUAACCACAAAGAUUACGCGCAGGAAAAGCCCUCUCGUCUGAAACAAAGAUUUUUGCUUAGAAAAACAAAGCCGGAUUACAGCACGAGCCAUUCCGCGAGGCUCACGGAGGACGUCCUUGCGGAUGAUCGGGACGACUACGACUACCUGAUGCAGACGUCCACGUACUAUUACUCGGUGAGGAUCUUCCCUGGCCAGGAGCCGGCCAGCGUCUGGGUGGGCUGGGUCACGGCCGACUUCCACCAGUACGACACGUGCUUCGACUUGGACAGAGUUCGCACCGUCACCGUGACUCUGGGAGAUGAAAAAGGGAAAGUGCACGAGAGCAUCAAACGCAGCAACUGCUACAUGGUGUGUGCGGGCGAAAGCAUGAGCCCCGGGCAGGUCCGCAACAACAACGGGCUGGAGAUCGGCUGCGUGGUGGACGCCGCCAGCGGGCUGCUCACCUUCACGGCCAACGGCAAGGAGCUGAGCACCUACUACCAGGUGGAGCCAAGCACCAAAUUAUUUCCUGCAGUUUUUGCACAAGCUACAAGUCCCAAUGUUUUCCAGUUUGAGUUGGGAAGAAUAAAGAACGUGAUGCCUCUCUCGGCGGGACUCUUCAAGAGCGAGCACAGGAACCCCGUGCCUCAGUGUCCCCCACGCCUCCACGUGCAGUUCCUGUCCCACGUCCUGUGGAGCAGAAUGCCCAACCAGUUUCUGAAGGUGGACGUGUCACGGGUCAGCGAGCGCCAGGGCUGGCUGGUGCAGUGCGUGGACCCCCUGCAGUUCAUGUCCCUGCACAUCCCUGAGGAGAACAGGUCCGUGGACAUCCUGGAGCUGACGGAGCAGGAGGAGCUGCUGCGCUUCCACUCGCACACCCUGCGGCUAUACUCGGCCGUGUGUGCCCUGGGCAACCACCGCGUGGCACACGCACUCUGCAGCCACGUGGACGAGGCACAGCUGCUGUAUGCCAUCGAGAGCAAGUACAUGCCCGGCCUGCUGCGCACGGGCUACUACGACCUGCUCAUCGACAUCCACCUGAGCGCCUACGCCACCGCGCGGCUCAUGAUGAACAACGAGUUCAUCGUGCCCAUGACCGAGGAGACCAAGAGCAUCACGCUCUUCCCAGACAAGCACAAGGAGCACGGGCUGCCGGGCAUCGGCCUCAGCACCUCGCUGCGGCCACGCAUGCGCUUCUCCUCGCCUAGCUUUGUGUGCCUCAAUCACGACUGCUACCAGUACAGCCCCGAGUUCCCACUGGACACGCUCAAGGCCAAGACCAUGCAGAUGCUGACCGAGGUGGUGCAGGAGGGCGGACUGCGUGCGAGGGACCCCGUAGGGGGCACCACUGAGUUCCUCUUCGUGCCGCUUAUCAAGCUCUUCUACACGCUGCUCACAAUGGGUGUCUUCCAAGGGGAGGACCUGAAGCACAUCCUGCAACUGAUUGAGCCCCGGGUGUUCAAGGAGGCCUCCCUGGAGGAGGAGCACCAGGCACCACUCAAGGAGCCCCAUACCGAAGAUGCCAGGCCCGAGGGCAUACGAGGGGAUGCGGCAGAGGGGUUGCUGCAGAUGAAACUGCCUGAGCCUGUGAAGCUCCAGAUGUGCCUGCUCCUGCAGUACCUCUGCGACUGCCAGGUCCGACACCGCAUAGAAGCCAUUGUGGCCUUUUCAGACGACUUUGUCGCUAGGCUCCAGGACAACCAGCGCUUCCGCUAUAACGAAGUCAUGCAAGCCCUGAACAUGUCGGCCGCACUCACAGCCCGGAAGACUAAGGAGUUCAGGUCGCCCCCACAAGAACAGAUCAAUAUGCUUCUCAAUUUUAAGGAUGACAAAAACGAGUGUCCAUGUCCAGAGGAAAUUCGAGACCAACUCUUAGAUUUUCAUGAAGAUCUGAUGGCACAUUGUGGAAUUGAGCUGGAUGACGAUGGGUCUCUGGACGGAAGCAGUGACCUAACAAUUAGAGGGCGCCUGAUGUCCCUGGUGGAGAAGGUGACGUCCCUGAAGAAGAAGCAAGCUGACAAGCCAGCGGAGAGUGCCUCCGACAAGUCCUCCACUCUUCAGCAGCUGAUCUCUGAGACGAUGGUGCGGUGGGCUCAGGAGUCUGUCAUCGAGGACCCCGAGCUGGUGAGGGCCAUGUUCGUGCUGCUUCACCGGCAGUAUGACGGCAUCGGGGGUCUGGUCCAGGCCCUGCCCAAGACCUACACCAUCAGCGCUGUCUCCGUGGAGGACACCAUCAACCUGCUGGCCUCCCUGGGCCAGAUCCGCUCUCUGCUGAGUGUGAGGAUGGGCAGAGAAGAGGAGAAGCUCAUGAUUCGGGGACUAGGGGACAUUAUGAAUAAUAAAGUGUUUUACCAGCACCCUAACCUCAUGAGGGCACUGGGGAUGCACGAGACAGUGAUGGAGGUCAUGGUGAACGUCCUUGGCGGUGGGGAGUCCAAGGAGAUCACUUUUCCCAAGAUGGUAGCCAACUGUUGCCGUUUCCUCUGUUACUUCUGUCGGAUAAGCCGGCAGAACCAAAAAGCUAUGUUUGACCAUCUCAGUUACUUAUUAGAAAACAGCAGUGUUGGUCUAGCUUCGCCAGCGAUGAGAGGGUCGACGCCCCUGGACGUGGCAGCGGCCUCGGUGAUGGACAACAAUGAGCUGGCCUUAGCGCUGCGCGAGCCGGACCUGGAGAAGGUUGUCCGGUAUUUGGCCGGCUGUGGACUGCAGAGCUGCCCGAUGCUGGUGGCCAAGGGGUACCCAGACAUUGGCUGGAACCCAGUCGAAGGGGAGAGAUAUCUCGACUUUCUCAGAUUUGCUGUUUUCUGUAAUGGGGAGAGUGUGGAGGAGAACGCGAACGUGGUGGUGCGGCUGCUCAUCCGCAGGCCCGAGUGCUUCGGCCCCGCCCUGCGCGGCGAGGGUGGGAACGGGCUCCUCGCAGCCAUGGAGGAGGCCAUCAAAAUCGCCGAGGACCCUUCUCGAGAUGGCCCCUCACCAACCAGCGGGUCCAGCAAAACCCCUGACACAGCGGAGGAGGACAACACCAUCCACAUGGGGAACGCCAUCAUGACCUUCUAUGCGGCUUUGAUCGACCUGUUGGGACGUUGUGCUCCUGAAAUGCACUUGAUUCACGCCGGGAAGGGGGAAGCCAUCAGGAUCAGAUCAAUUUUGAGGUCCCUGAUUCCACUGGGAGAUUUGGUGGGCGUGAUCAGCAUCACUUUCCAGAUGCCUGCGAUAGCCAAAGAUGGGAAUGUGGUGGAGCCUGACAUGUCUGCGGGGUUCUGCCCAGAUCACAAGGCAGCCAUGGUUCUGUUCCUUGACAGGGUCUAUGGCGUUGAGGUUCAGGAUUUCCUCCUCCACCUCCUGGAGGUUGGCUUUCUGCCAGAUCUCCGGGCUGCUGCUUCCUUAGACACGGCUGCUUUGAGUGCUACGGACAUGGCCUUGGCCCUCAAUCGGUACCUCUGCACGGCCGUGUUGCCUUUGUUAACAAGAUGUGCUCCUCUUUUUGCUGGCACAGAGCACCACGCUUCCCUCAUCGACUCGUUGCUUCAUACCGUGUACAGACUUUCUAAGGGCUGCUCACUGACCAAAGCUCAGCGGGAUUCCAUAGAAGUUUGUUUGCUCUCUAUUUGUGGCCAACUGAGACCUUCUAUGAUGCAGCACUUACUCAGGAGAUUCGUGUUUGAUGUCCCGCUGUUAAAUGAGCAUGCAAAGAUGCCCCUUAAGCUGCUGACCAACCACUAUGAAAGGUGCUGGAAGUACUACUGUCUACCGGGCGGGUGGGGGAACUUCGGAGCUGCCUCGGAGGAAGAACUUCAUUUAUCAAGAAAAUUGUUCUGGGGCAUUUUUGAUGCCCUGUCUCAAAAGAAAUACGAACAAGAGCUUUUCAAACUGGCUCUGCCGUGCCUGAGUGCGGUGGCGGGCGCACUGCCCCCGGACUACAUGGAGUCAAACCACGUGGGCAUGAUGGAGAAGCAGUCAUCCAUGGAUUCGGAGGGGAACUUCAACCCCCAGCCUGUCGAAACCUCAAAUAUUACGAUUCCUGAGAAGCUGGAAUACUUCAUUAACAAAUAUGCUGAGCACUCCCACGACAGGUGGUCCAUGGACAAGUUGGCCAAUGGAUGGAUUUAUGGAGAAACUUACUCAGACUCAUCUAAAGUUCAACCGUUAAUGAAGCCAUAUAAACUAUUAUCUGAAAAGGAAAAAGAAAUCUAUCGCUGGCCAAUCAAAGAAUCUUUGAAAACGAUGCUGGCUUGGGGCUGGAGAAUUGAGCGCACGCGGGAGGGGGACAGCAUGGCCCUCUACCACCGGACCCGGCGCAUCUCUCAGACCAGCCAGGUUUCUGUGGAUGCUGCUCAUGGGUACAGCCCCCGGGCCAUUGACAUGAGCAAUGUCACACUGUCCAGGGACCUGCAUGCUAUGGCAGAAAUGAUGGCUGAAAACUACCAUAAUACAUGGGCAAAGAAGAAGAAAAUGGAACUGGAGUCCAAAGGAGGCGGGAACCACCCCCUGCUGGUGCCUUACGAUACGCUGACCGCCAAAGAGAAGGCCAGGGACCGAGAGAAAGCACAGGACACCCUCAAGUUCCUGCAGAUCAACGGCUACGCUGUGUCCAGAGGGUUCAAGGACCUGGAGUUGGACGCGCCUACGAUUGAGAAGCGAUUUGCCUACAGCUUCCUUCAGCAGCUCAUCCGCUACGUGGACGAAGCCCAUCAGUAUAUCUUGGAGUUCGAUGGCGGCUGCAGAGGCAAAGGACAGCGUUUCCCUUACGAGCAAGAAAUCAAGUUCUUUGCUAAAGUUGUCCUGCCUCUAAUUGAUCAGUAUUUCAAAAACCAUCGUUUAUACUUCCUGUCUGCAGCGAGCAGACCGCUGUGCUCUGGAGGACAUGCGUCAAACAAGGAGAAGGAAAUGGUGACGAGCCUGUUCUGCAAACUCGGAGUUCUUGUCAGGCAUAGGAUCUCACUGUUUGGAAACGAUGCAGCAUCCAUUGUCAACUGUCUUCACAUUUUGGGUCAGACUCUGGAUGCAAGGACCGUCAUGAAGACCGGCCUGGAGAGUGUGAAGGGCGCACUCAGUGCCUUUCUGGACAGCGCAGCGGAGGACCUGGACAGGACCCUGGAGAACCUGAAGGAGGGCCAGUUCACGCACACCCGCAGCCAGCCGCGGGGCGUCACGCAGAUCAUCAACUACACGACGGUGGCGCUGCUGCCUGUGCUGUCCUCCCUGUUCGAGCACAUCGGCCAGCACCAGUUCGGGGAGGACCUGAUCCUGGAAGAUGUACAGGUGUCCUGUUAUAGAAUUCUGAAGAGCUUAUAUGCUCUGGGAACGAGCAAGAGUAUUUAUGUGGAAAGGCAGCGAUCUGCGGUGGGCGAGUGUCUGGCGGCCUUUGCGGGUGCCUUCCCGGUGGCGUUUCUGGAAACUCAUCUCAACAAACACAACAGCUGCUCCAUCUACAAUACUAGCUCCUCACGGGAGAGAGCAGCUCUCAAUCUGCCAGUCAACGUGGAAGAUGUUUGUCCAAAUAUCCCAUCUUUGGAGAAACUGAUGGAAGAGAUUGUGGAGCUGGCCGAGUCCGGGAUCCGCUACACGCAGAUGCCGCAUGUGAUGGAAGUCAUCCUGCCCAUGCUCUGCAGCUACAUGUCCCGGUGGUGGGAGCAGGGGCCCGAGAGCAACCCCGAGAGGGCUGGGCUGUGCUGCACGGCUCUGAACUCGGAGCACAUGAACACCCUGCUGGGCAACAUCCUGAAAAUCAUCUACAACAACCUGGGCAUCGACGAGGGGGCCUGGAUGAAGAGGCUGGCAGUGUUUUCCCAGCCGAUUAUAAAUAAAGUGAAGCCUCAGCUCCUGAAAACUCAUUUCUUGCCAUUAAUGGAGAAACUGAAGAAAAAGGCAGCCAUGGUGGUCGCGGAGGAAGACCAUCUGAAAGCCGAGGCCAGGGGGGACAUGUCCGAGGCCGAGCUGCUCAUCCUGGACGAGUUCACCACGCUGGCCAGGGACCUCUAUGCCUUCUACCCGCUCCUGAUCCGAUUCGUGGACUACAACAGGGCGAAGUGGCUCAAAGAACCGAGCCCGGAAGCCGAGGGCCUGUUCCGCAUGGUGGCCGAGGUGUUCAUCUACUGGUCCAAGUCCCACAACUUCAAAAGAGAGGAGCAGAACUUCGUGGUCCAGAACGAAAUCAACAACAUGUCCUUCCUCAUCUCUGACACCAAGUCCAAGAUGUCAAAGGCCGCUGUGUCCGACCAGGAGAGGAAGAAGAUGAGGCGGAAAGGAGACCGCUACUCCGUGCAGACCUCCCUCAUCGUGGCUGCGCUGAGGCGGCUGCUGCCCAUUGGGCUGAACAUCUGUGCCCCCGGAGACCAGGAGCUCAUUGCUCUGGCCAAGAGCCGGUUGAGUAUGAAAGACACUGAGGAUGAAGUCCGAGAUAUAAUCCGCAGUAAUAUUCAUUUACAAGGCAAGUUGGAGGAUCCUGCUAUUAGAUGGCAAAUGGCUCUUUACAAAGACCUGCCGAACAGGCCUGAGGACAGUGCCGAUCCCGAGAAGACGGUGGAGAGGGUCCUGGACAUAGCGAGCGUGCUCUUCCAUCUCGAGCAGGUGGAGCACCCUCAGAGGUCAAAGAAGGCCGUGUGGCACAAGCUGCUCUCCAAGCAGCGGAAACGGGCGGUGGUGGCCUGCUUCCGCAUGGCCCCUCUCUACAACCUGCCCAGGCAUCGGGCCGUCAAUCUUUUUCUUCAGGGGUAUGAGAAGUCCUGGAUUGAGACAGAAGAGCAUUACUUUGAGGAUAAACUGAUAGAAGACUUAGCGAAACCUGGAGCGGACCCUCCAGAGGAAGACGAAGGCACUAAGCGAGUUGAUCCUCUGCAUCAGCUGAUCCUUCUGUUCAGCCGAACGGCCUUAACGGAGAAAUGCAAACUGGAGGAGGAUUUUUUAUACAUGGCUUAUGCAGAUAUAAUGGCAAAGAGUUGUCAUGAUGAAGAUGACGAUGACAGUGAAGAAGAGGUGAAGAGUUUUGAAGUCACGGGAUCCCAGCGCAGCAAGGAAAAGGAAAUGGAGAAGCAGAAGCUUCUGUACCAGCAAGCCCGGCUGCAUGAGCGCGGCGCCGCCGAGAUGGUGCUGCAGACCAUCAGCGCCAGCAAAGGUGAAACUGGACCGAUGGUGGCUGCUACUUUGAAACUUGGAAUUGCUAUCCUAAAUGGUGGGAACUCCACAGUGCAGCAGAAAAUGCUCGACUACCUCAAGGAGAAGAAGGACGUGGGUUUCUUCCAGAGCCUCGCGGGCCUGAUGCAGUCAUGCAGCGUCCUCGACCUGAACGCCUUUGAGCGGCAGAACAAAGCUGAAGGGCUGGGGAUGGUGACGGAGGAAGGAUCAGGCGAGAAGGUUCUUCAGGACGAUGAGUUCACCUGCGACCUCUUCCGCUUCCUGCAGCUGCUCUGCGAGGGACACAACUCAGAUUUUCAGAAUUACCUGAGGACUCAGACUGGCAACAACACCACCGUGAACAUCAUCAUCUCCACCGUGGACUACCUGCUGCGGGUGCAGGAGUCCAUCAGUGAUUUCUAUUGGUACUACUCGGGGAAAGACGUGAUCGAUGAGCAAGGACAGCGGAACUUCUCCAAAGCAAUUCAAGUAGCAAAACAAGUGUUUAACACUCUCACAGAGUAUAUCCAGGGUCCGUGCACCGGGAACCAGCAGAGCCUGGCCCACAGCCGGCUCUGGGACGCGGUCGUGGGCUUCCUCCACGUGUUUGCCCACAUGCAGAUGAAGCUGUCCCAGGAUUCCAGCCAAAUCGAGCUCCUGAAAGAGCUGAUGGACCUGCAGAAGGACAUGGUGGUCAUGCUGCUGUCCAUGCUGGAAGGUAACGUCGUGAACGGGACCAUCGGCAAGCAGAUGGUCGACAUGCUUGUGGAGUCGUCCAACAACGUGGAGAUGAUCCUCAAAUUCUUCGACAUGUUCUUAAAACUAAAGGACUUGACCUCUUCUGACACGUUUAAGGAAUACGACCCCGACGGCAAGGGCGUCAUCUCCAAGAGGGACUUCCACAAAGCGAUGGAGAGCCACAAGCACUACACGCCGUCGGAGACCGAGUUCCUGCUGUCCUGUGCGGAGACGGACGAGAACGAGACCCUGGACUACGAGGAGUUCGUGAAGCGCUUCCACGAGCCAGCCAAGGACAUCAGCUUCAACGUGGCCGUGCUGCUGACCAACCUCUCGGAGCACAUGCCCAACGACUCGCGGCUGCAGACCUUCCUGGAGCUGGCGGAGAGCGUGCUGCGCUACUUCCAGCCCUUCCUGGGCCGCAUCGAGAUCAUGGGCAGCGCCAAGCGCAUCGAGCGCGUGUACUUCGAGAUCAGCGAGUCCAGCCGCACGCAGUGGGAGAAGCCGCAGGUCAAGGAGUCCAAGCGCCAGUUCAUCUUCGACGUGGUCAACGAGGGCGGCGAGAAAGAGAAGAUGGAGCUCUUCGUGAACUUCUGCGAGGACACCAUCUUCGAGAUGCAGCUGGCGGCCCAGAUCUCCGAGUCGGACCUGAGCGAGCGGUCAGCCAGCAAGGAGGAGAGCGAGAAGGAGAAGCCGGAGGAGCAGAGCCCGCGGACCGGCUUCUUCUCCCUGCUGACCAUCCGCUCGGCCCUGCUGGCGCUCAGGCACAACCUGCUGACACUCCUGCGCAUGCUCAGCCUGAAGAGCCUGAAGAAGCAGAUGAAGAAGGUGAAGAAGAUGACGGUGAGGGACAUGGUCACGGCGCUCUUCUCCUCCUACUGGGAGGCGCUGGCGAGCCUGCUGCACGUGGUGGCCAGCGUGCUGCGCGGCUUCUCCCGCAUCGUGGGCAGCCUGCUCCUGGGGGGCAGCCUGGUGGAGGGUGCGAAGAAGAUCAGGGUGGCGGAGCUCCUGGCCGACAUGCCAGACCCCACGCAGGACGAGGUGCGGGAUGACGGGGAGGAGGGCGAGCGGAAGCCGCUGGAGGCCGCCCUGCCCUCGGAGGACCUCACCGACCUGAAGGAGCUGACGGAGGAGAGCGACCUGCUCUCCGACAUCUUCGGCCUGGACCUGAAGCGGGAAGGAGGGCAGUACCGACUCAUCCCUCACAACCCGAACGCUGGCCUCAGCGACCUCAUGAGCAACCCAGAGCCCGUUCCCGAGGCCCCAGAGAAAGUGCAGGAACAGGAGACAAAAGAGGAAGAAAAGGAAGAAAAAGAAGAAAACAGGUCGGAACCCGAGAAAGCCGAGGGAGAAGAUGGAGAGAAAGAAGAAAAGGCCAAAGACGAGAAGAGCCGGCAGAAGCUGCGGCUGAUCCACACGCACAGAUACGGGGAGCCCGAGGCCCCCGAGUCCGUGUUCUGGAAGAAGAUCAUUGCUUAUCAGCAGAAGCUUCUGAACUAUUUUGCUCGCAACUUUUACAACAUGAGAAUGUUGGCCUUAUUUGUCGCCUUUGCAAUCAACUUCAUAUUGCUCUUCUAUAAGGUCUCCACUUCUUCUGUGGUUGAAGGCAAGGAGCUCCCCCCUCGCAGCGCAAGCGAAAGCGCCAGAGUCAGCAGCCCCGAUGACGGCGGUGACGACGCGCCUGGCGUCCUGGCGGUGCACUACGUCCUGGAGGAGAGCAGCGGCUACAUGGAGCCCACGCUGCGCAUCCUGGCCGUGCUGCACACCGUCAUCUCCUUCUUCUGCAUCAUCGGCUACUACUGCCUGAAGGUCCCGCUGGUUAUUUUUAAGCGCGAAAAGGAAGUAGCUCGGAAAUUGGAAUUUGACGGGCUUUACAUUACAGAGCAGCCUUCGGAAGACGAUAUUAAAGGCCAGUGGGAUCGACUCGUAAUCAACACACAGUCAUUUCCCAACAACUACUGGGACAAAUUUGUCAAAAGAAAGGUUAUGGAUAAAUACGGCGAGUUCUAUGGCCGGGACAGAAUCAGCGAGUUGCUUGGCAUGGACAAAGCCGCCCUGGACUUCAGUGACGCCCGGGAGAAAAAGAAGCCCAAGAAAGACAGCUCCCUGGCGGCGGUACUGAACUCCAUCGACGUGAAGUAUCAGAUGUGGAAACUUGGAGUCGUUUUCACUGACAAUUCCUUCCUGUACCUGGCCUGGUACAUGACCAUGUCCGUGCUGGGCCACUACAACAACUUCUUCUUUGCUGCUCAUCUUCUCGACAUCGCCAUGGGCUUCAAGACGCUGAGGACCAUCUUGUCGUCAGUAACGCACAAUGGCAAGCAGCUGGUGUUAACCGUGGGCUUAUUAGCCGUUGUCGUGUACCUGUACACGGUGGUGGCAUUCAAUUUCUUCCGAAAAUUCUACAAUAAAAGUGAAGACGGAGACACGCCAGAUAUGAAAUGUGACGACAUGCUGACGUGCUACAUGUUCCACAUGUACGUGGGUGUGCGAGCUGGAGGCGGCAUCGGCGAUGAGAUCGAGGACCCGGCGGGCGAUGAGUAUGAGAUCUAUCGGAUCAUCUUCGACAUCACCUUCUUCUUCUUCGUGAUUGUCAUCCUCUUGGCGAUAAUACAAGGUUUAAUCAUCGAUGCGUUUGGGGAACUGAGAGACCAGCAGGAGCAGGUCAAGGAGGACAUGGAGACCAAGUGCUUCAUCUGUGGGAUAGGCAACGACUACUUCGACACGGUGCCACACGGCUUCGAAACCCACACCCUGCAGGAGCACAACCUGGCCAACUACCUGUUUUUCUUGAUGUAUCUCAUCAACAAGGAUGAGACGGAGCACACGGGGCAGGAAUCUUACGUGUGGAAGAUGUACCAGGAAAGAUGUUGGGAGUUUUUCCCAGCCGGGGACUGUUUCCGGAAACAGUAUGAAGACCAGCUGAAUUAAUUCAGACCCGAUCACCUAGAAACCCCAGCACCCUCACCCUCCAUGGCCCUCUGCGCCUCUCUCUCUCUCUCUCUCUCUCUCUCUCUCUCUCUCUCUCUCUCUCUCUCUCUCUGAAUCUCUCUGACUCUCUCUCUGAUUCUCUCUGACUUUGUCUCUUGCAAACAUCCGCUGAUGUGAGACUUGCCGCCUUCCAUGCUUUCUGGGAGCAGUGACGCUGUGUUCCUGGCUGGGCCUUCCCCACCUCGUGUAUUUUCUUUGAGAAUAAAGACUGAAGAAUAAUCUGUACUCAUACGCAGACAACAUAGGAACUCCGGAAAGAAAGCCAUCUGGACACUCAGGCAUAACACAGACAGACGUCCUUCCGUCCUUCCGAGACGCUGGGAGCUCCCUGCGGGCAAGGUCACAGGGAAGGUCGGCCGUGCCCUGGGCUCCUCACUUCUCCAUCCUGGGAGGGACCUGGUGGUCCCGCAGCUGCAGUGCCUCCGCCGGUGGCGAAGGAAACAGUGCCUUACUCAGUGGGCUGAGCUAUGCAGAAGACGCGCGUGGAGCAUCUUUGUUUUCAUGUCCACUUCGUUUCCUUCGGUUGAUUUUGUGAGUUGUUUCCUUUGUUCUUUUGCUUUGUGGGGGAGGGUAGAAAAGCAGUCCGUGUACUUUGCAAGGAGCCGGUGGCCGGUCUCGUGACGAGGGGCUCCUCUCAUCCUCCCACUCACGCCCCCCACGGCCCAGCUCCCCUUUCCGCCAUGCUCUGAUGCAACCCUGCAACUCGAUGAAAUCCUUGUGUGAAACAGACUGCAGACAACACACUUUCAAAAGAACUCAUUGCAUGUUUAUGAUGCAAGUUUCAACUGACAGAGAAACCCUCCGAGGCCAGCUGGUCCCGCGAGAACGUUCCCUAUCACUGGUCCACGGGACAGAGCGCCGUGGGCCCCCGUGUCCGCAGCCACACCGUCCACCCACCACGACCCGCUGUGGACCUGAGCCAUCCCGGGUGGUCCCCUCUUCCCGCCACCUGUGACCAGCGGCUGAGUAAGGACUUCUCGUCCGACCAUUUCUCAAUAUCGAUGCUGAAGCAAUAUCCAUUCAGGGAGUUCAUCGGUUGCAUAAAGCCACGGGUGAUGAGAUCAGUCACUCCAUUUGGGGUCCUUUUCAGUGGAAGGCUGUUCUUUACAGAGAGAAAGGCAGUUGGGAAUGGAAGCGAGGCCAUGUGGCCAAGCCUGGGGCUCUUUUAUUUAGGAUUGUAACACUGCUCUGAUUAAACUAUUUAACUAA
Messenger RNA from Myotis daubentonii (Daubenton's bat), 16411 nucleotides. RefSeq names its product ryanodine receptor 2 (gene RYR2). Lineage: Eukaryota; Metazoa; Chordata; Mammalia; Chiroptera; Vespertilionidae. The coding region runs from base 284 to 15142 and encodes 4952 amino acids. Gene Ontology annotation, biological process: intracellular calcium ion homeostasis; release of sequestered calcium ion into cytosol by sarcoplasmic reticulum; striated muscle contraction. Gene Ontology annotation, molecular function: calcium ion binding; protein binding; ryanodine-sensitive calcium-release channel activity. Gene Ontology annotation, cellular component: calcium channel complex; sarcoplasmic reticulum membrane; Z disc. The record is from RefSeq and is a predicted model, not a curated record. The transcript has 104 exons.